Molecule: messenger RNA, 504 nt
Organism: Antrostomus carolinensis (chuck-will's-widow)
Lineage: Eukaryota; Metazoa; Chordata; Aves; Caprimulgiformes; Caprimulgidae
Product: protein SOGA3-like
Exons: 3
Source: RefSeq, a predicted model, not a curated record
AAUGAGAUAGAUGAGCUGAGGACGGAGAUGGACGAGAUGAGGGACAGUUUCUUCGAGGAGGACGCUUGUCAGCUUCAAGAAAUGCGCCACGAACUGGAGCGAGCCAACAAGAACUGCCGGAUCCUUCAGUACCGGCUGCGCAAGGCUGAGCGCAAGAGGCUCCGCUACGCCCAGACUGGCGAGAUCGACGGUGAACUCUUGCGCAGCAUGGAGCAGGAUCUCAAGGUUGCAAAAGAUGUAUCUGUGAGACUUCACCAUGAGUUAGAAAACGUGGAAGAAAAACGUACUGUAACAGAAGAUGAAAAUGAAAAAUUAAGACAGCAGCUUAUAGAAGUCGAAAUUGCCAAACAAGCUCUACAGAAUGAACUGGAAAAAAUGAAAGAGCUUGGUUUGGGCGCAAAAAUAUAUGGCAAGCAAAAGCUGGAAGUUCCAAAGAGUGCUGAAGUGCAGUUUGGUGACUGGGAAGCUGAGAACAAACUAAAAUAUUCAGUGUUUCCUAAGUGA